AUGCAACUGAAAACAUACAAAAAGCCAUUUGAAGUUCCUUUCUCUGUGAUCAUCAUAACACCAAAGGAAGUCCAUACACGCGCUGUCAUAAAAAAGAAGAAGAAUUCGGUGAAAAGGAAAGAUGUGCAUUAUGGAAACUUACUCGAGCCAAAUAAGAAAUUCGCUUUUUUAAAUAAAUGGGUGCCUUUCAAGUACUUUACCACUUUUGUGGCUGAAUUAGAAUAUUUUGUUAUUCGGCUGUGCCGUUUUCAAAUUAGUGGCAAGCAAAAUUGA
This is a messenger RNA of Echinococcus granulosus, 273 nucleotides long. RefSeq lists its product as hypothetical. The record is from RefSeq and is a predicted model, not a curated record. NCBI's taxonomy places the organism in Eukaryota, Metazoa, Platyhelminthes, Cestoda, Cyclophyllidea, Taeniidae. The transcript has 3 exons. Bases 1 to 273 code for a protein of 90 amino acids.